ACCAGCAGCUGGCGGCCAGCAUUCAGAGCAAUGUGGUAAGCGAGGCAAGCGAUGUGCGGGAUGCGUCCCCGGUUUUCCGGGCAGCAGGUGGUUUUCGAUAUCACGGCCGCGGAAAUGGCAAUCUCCAUUCCAAUCAUCUACCCACCGAGAGCGAUAUAAGAUCACCGAGGCUCUGGAUCUGCCGACAAGUGGCAGACCUCAUCACUCAUUUUGAAACUCCAGCAGCGAAGAAGGAAAACAUCAUGGAGCACAUCGACGGCAAUGUUAUCAACAGCGACCUCGCUGCCCGCAUGAAAUACGUGCAGUCCUUCCUUGGUUGGGACGGGGCAAAAGAUGGCAAACUGAUCGAAGCCUGUAAACCAGUGCUUGCUCCCAUUGUCACCAACGUCGUCGACGCCGUCUACGACCAGCUGCUCAAAUACGACAUCACCGCCGCCUCGUUUGCGCCCAAGCAGUCGCAGGAAGGAGUCACCGUGGACGCCGACGUGCGCGACCUUAACGGCGGCCACGAAAACAUCAAAUACCGGAAGGACUUCCUGAAAGGCUACCUGGUCAGGCUGGUCUCGAAUCACGACUGGACUCCAGAGAGCAAGUUUUGGGAGUACAUUGAUAUGGUGGGCAAAGUCCAUACGGGCUCAACGGACUCGGGCUUGAAGCAUCGCAAGAACAGACCUGCACUGUUUGUCGAGUACCGCGAGGUGAAUCUCUUACUCGGCUGGGUCGAAAACGCCGUCACCGACAUUGUCAUGGGCGUCGAGGGUUUGGAGCUGCAGACAAAAGUGGACAUCCUGAAGGCCCUCAACAAGUUUUGGUGGAUCCAGAACGAUCUCUUUGCGAGACACUAUAUCCCAGGUUUGAGGGCUCCCCGGAUACAAGAUACAGAGCGCCCGCUGACCUGGAUUGACAAGUUCAAGGCUGAUCCAGUAUUUCCCAUCGUCUCAGCGCUUGUGCUUUUCGUCGCCAUUUUCGGCUGGAAGUUCUGAAGAGACGCUAUAUAGAGGGAAUCUUUGAGUUGCUUUGCCCCGGGUGAUAAAUCGCAUUGAAGGGCACUUGGGACCAAGAGAAUAGACUCGGCCUAGAUAGAUGCAGUCUUCUGUCCCAAGAGGCUUCUCCUAGAAUUAGAUUAUUGUUGCCGCCAGAUACACAAUCUAUACAACCCGAC
This is a messenger RNA of Cladophialophora immunda, 1162 nucleotides long. RefSeq lists its product as uncharacterized. The record is from RefSeq and is a predicted model, not a curated record. The transcript has a single exon. Gene Ontology annotation, molecular function: heme binding; oxygen binding. NCBI's taxonomy places the organism in Eukaryota, Fungi, Ascomycota, Eurotiomycetes, Chaetothyriales, Herpotrichiellaceae. Bases 243 to 983 code for a protein of 246 amino acids.